UAUAUAACUUCAGGUAUAUUUUUGUAAAUAUUUUAAAUAAGGUGUAUUUUAGUUAAAUUUGCCAAUAGGACCUAAACUUGACAUUCUCCACCAGACAUGUAGUGCUUACAUGUUUUAUUGUACAAAAAAGAGAGUUCCUUAGGACUUCUGCUGAGCGUCCUGAGCGGUGUGUGUGUGUGUGUGUGUGUGUGUGUGUGUGUCUCGCAGUGCGGGCUCAGAUGUUGGAGUCGAGGCCAGAGAGAGAGAUGAUUCACCCGUUUGGCAUCCCCCCUUCCUCCAGCCCAGGAAGUUAACUAGAGUUCGUUGACCCCGUGAGAGUGCACGAGAGGAGGAAGACGGAGGCGUUGUCCUUGGCCGUGCCUCAACACUAACACCAUAAAUGUCUUGUGCACAAUGGGGACCUCUGUGAUUCUCUCAAACACUUUUAUCUUUCUGUCCUCUACGUUCUCCAAGUUUCUGAUCUCUUUCUGCCACUUCAUGAAAUAAAUGAAAACUGCUUUUUGGGGGGGUUCACAAAAAAGCUAAUUUGUGGAAGCUGACGUGUGUUUUUCAGGCCCCGAACCCUUCAGGGUCUUCAGCUGGAGUAUAGGGGAUGUCUGGAGAGACAUUGAAUCAAGUUUGACCUGGGGUGUGGGUGGGAUGACAGUCCCAGGAAAAGCAUAUAAAUCUCCCAGCUCUUCGAUCAUGAGUGAGGAAAAUGUACUGCCUGAAGCAAAGAGCUCACUACAUCUGGCACAGCCCCUCCCCUCUCUUCUUCUUGGCAUUCUAUUGGCCAGCUGGCUUCCCUAGCUCCUCCCUCUUUCUCACUCACAAACAUUCUCUCAGGCCCCUCCCACUCCUCCUGGCAGAAGUGUUUUGUAGAAAGUGUUGGUGAGAGCUCGUUCCUGUUGUAAUAAAGGGCUGCUUCUGCUCAGUGAGAUCAUUCGGUGUCCUCCAGGGAGAAAUCCUCAAAGGGACGAGCCGCAGAUCAAGUCAACUGGACUUGCAAGGAUGUUGAUGCUUGUAUUUUGACUAUUUUAAUCCAUGCUAAAGAAGGAAUUUUGAAAGAUUUUUUGCAUUUUUUUAACAGGUGGAUGUUUUUUUUGGACUUCCUCAAACGCAUGCCUCGGGAAUGUUCUUGGACGAUUUAGUUUUCUUGGCAAACAUUUAGGAAAUGCGAUAUCCUAUAUGUAUGUUUUCAUCUGAUAACCGUAACUGAAAACCCUCAUGAACACGUUGAAUCUGAAAUAUUGUAAAGUGGCGACGUACCUCUGAGUUUCUGGCUGGAUCUGGAACUGUAAAUGUGGUGGAUCAGCGGGCAUAACCCAUCAAACAAGAAGAUUGUUGGCCACAGCCUUUCCGAGCAGACCACUAACAGUCCUCGGUUUGACUCAUUUCCUGAGGAACCCGUGCUCUGAUCUCUUGGUCAAGACUGAUGUGUGUCCAUGAUCAGUGUGAGGCGUUCUCCUGCUGUGUGUGUUUGAGACCCAGCGGCUCAGAAACACACGCGGUGAUGCUCUCGGGGAACUCUCAGAGCAUGUCCUGCUGAAGCAGAUCGUGAAGCACCGCACCUCCAUCAGGAGCGCACACAGUGAGUGGGAACGUCUGCUCAAACGGACAGAGCGAUGGAAGUCCUCAGCUUCGAUGCAGAGUCUGAUUGGCUGUACGACUGGGAGGCGGUCCGACAGCCUGAAGUGCCCCCACGGGAUUGGACGGACUGCGAUUCAGAGAGCGUUCCUGCUGUUUUGAGCCCCACGUACAAGCAGCGAAAUGAAGACUUCAGGAAGCUGUUCAAGCAGUUGCCCGACACGGAGCGCCUCAUCGUGGACUACUCCUGUGCGCUGCAGAGAGACAUCCUCCUGCAGGGCCGCCUCUACCUCUCCGAAAACUGGAUCUGUUUCUAUAGCAACAUCUUCCGCUGGGAAACGCUGCUGACGGUGAAGUUGAAAGAUGUUUGUUCCAUGACGAAGGAGAAAACAGCCAGACUCAUCCCCAACGCCAUCCAGCUGUGCACAGACAACGAAAAGCACUUCUUUACCUCGUUCGGGGCGAGAGAUCGGACGUACAUGAUGAUGUUCAGACUCUGGCAGAAUGCUCUACUAGAAAAGCCAUUGUGUCCCAAAGAGCUGUGGCAUUUUGUCCAUCAGUGUUAUGGGAAUGAACUGGGUCUGACCAGCGACGAUGAAGAUUACGUACCUCCUGAUGACGACUUCAACACCAUGGGCUGUUGCCCGUCUCCCUGGUGCAGGUACUGCGAGGAGAUCCCCGCUGAAGACAACGAGGCCCCUGACAACUGUCCCAAAACCCAAGACGCCAAAAUGGACAUCAGCCCUCAGCUCCACAGGAAGGUGUUCCUCAACAGCAGUGUCCACUCCACGGACAGCACCGACGCUCCGGUCAAUUUCCCCGAUGUGCCCCCAGUGGAGGACUUUACUGGCUGCGUCCCAGAAGACCUCCUGCCCCUGCCUUUGCCCGACAACAUGCUGUCCGAGACCGGUCCUGUCCCCGGCCCUCCGCCCUCCCUCGACCUCAACGACAACGAGGACCUCCCGACUGAACUCAGCGACUCCUCGGAAACACACGACGAGGCUGGGGAAGUGCAGGCCUUCCAGGAAGAUCUGAACGGGAAACUGUACAUUAAUGAAGUGUAUAUGUUCAGCGUGGAGAAACUGCACGACCUCCUCUUCACUGAGUCCCAGUUCAUGAGAGAGUUCCUGGAGCAGAGGCGCUUCUCAGAUGUGGUGUAUCAGCCGUGGAGGGAAGAGGACAGCGGUCAGACCCGAGAGAUCCGGUACACCAUCGCCCUGUCCAACCCGCUGGCCCCAAAGACGGCCACGGUCACCGAGACACAGACUCUGCACAAGGCCAGUCAAGUGAGCGAGUGCUACAUCAUCGACGCAGAGGUGAUCGCUCACGAUGUCCCAUAUCACGAUUACUUUUACACGCUCAACCGCUACAUGCUCACUCGGGUCGCCAAGAACAAGUGCCGUCUCAGAGUGUCGGCUGAACUGCGCUACAAGAAGCAGCCGUGGGGACUGGUCAAGGGCUUCAUCGAGAGGAACUUCUGGAGUGGCCUGGAUGAAUAUUUUAGGUAUUUGGAGCUAGAGUUGAGUAAGCUGGUGCUUUCUGAACCUCACAAACAGUCUCCCAGAUCCAAAGCAUUACACACGGCUCCGGUGAGGCGCAGGAAGCGGCCCCUGACGCACACGAGGCAGCAGCACACGGACGAGGCGCUCCGGCCCGCCACCAGCCCUGAGGAGGAGAAGAGCGUCGUCCGGCGCAUCAAACACGUGGCAGGAUCCACACAGACCAGACACGUCCCGGACCACGGAUCUGAAGGCCUGGCUCUCUACAGCGUCUCCAAACUCCUGCUCAUCGUCAGCUCUGUGAUUUGUGUCAGUCUGGUGCUGCUGGUCUUCUUGAACAUGAUGCUGUUUUAUAAGCUGUGGAUGCUGGAACACACAGCCCAGAGUCUGACCUCAUGGCAGGGUCUCAGGUCUCCGGAAAGUAAACUUCCGCAAACACAGAUUGAAUGGGCUCAACUUUUGGAGUCUAUGCAGCGUUACCAUGAGAACGAGCUGGAGAAAUGGAGGGAAAUAAUAAAGUCAUCUGUGCUGGUGUUGGAUGAGAUGAGAGACUCUCUAAUGAAACUACAGAAAGGUAUCGGGUUUAAAGACUAUGAUUCAGACAGUGAGGAAAGCACCAGUCGCUAUCACUGACGGUUCAGCGAAUGUAAUGAACAUCUCCACACGCAAGCGUUCAGAUGUGGGCGGGGCUUUGGUUCUCGCACUCGCGGUCCGCCCACGGCGCUGUGAGGCCUUUCUGACCGCAGACACGGAAGAGGAAACCCAGCGCUUUCAUUUCUCCGUCAGUCUCGGGGGAAGGAUGGUCUGUUCACCCAGGGCUAAAACAACUCGCAGACACCGACUCUCUGGUUUAAACACUCGGAAAACUUGAGCAUCCCUUUUUGAAACCUUUUGGAGUCUGGGACCAGAUAAAAAAAAUAUGGAGUCACUAUCAACAAGUGUUAUGUGGACAUGUACACAUUUAUUUAUAAAAACAAAAUAUGGAAUUGAAUGAUAUUAUGAUAGAGAUGAAAAUAUAUAUCAUUUCUAUGUGGAGCUAUAUUUGUUGCCAGAGUUCAUUUGUAACAGGCUUCCAUGGAGAAUCAAGGCUGGCUCCUUGAUAGCUUGCGCCAUGGUACAUCAACUAUAUGCAAUUGGUUUAUCCUCCUGUUGGAAAUGACUUCCUCUGAUUGGUUGAUUUGCGUACGGUGGAAUCAUCUACUGAGGUCAUCGGCUGCAUUCCAGUGUUCAUACUGCUGCACAAUAGAGAUACUUCAGGCAUAUUAGUUAGGACAUGGUUCAUUUCCCAUGUUCACUCCAUCUUGCGCACAGUUGAGUGUACUAGCUUUUCAAAGUGUACUCCUUUUCCCGUGAGCGCGGAUGGAUGUGUUCGGCCUUUCUAUUCAAGCACUCAAGUCUCUCUCUUACAUCGCUGUUGUUGUGCACAAGUGGGAAUGGAUGCAAAAUUCAGGACAUUAUUAUUUGAAAGGUGAUUUUUCAGUGUGAAGAGUCAACUACAAGAAAUCCAAAGGAUUAUUUGCCUGGAAAGUGAAAUACUGUGGCUCUGUGGUGCUAUCAAAACCUCUCCACCAGCUUGGCACGUCGGCAACCAAUGGCUAGAGUUAGGGGCGGGACUGUUUGUUUGGCUGAUCAGUGAUCAGUGGCGGCACACACUUAUCCAUGCUCAGAGUGUUGCGAAUCAGUGGCAAAACCUGGAAACAAGUUAGCAUUUUAGCACUUCCAGCUCCAUCAGUGGGUUUUUGGCUAAAUGGGUUUUGGGUUAAACUCAAGCAACAACGAAAGAAUCAUCAGUAAAGAUAUCGCCUUGUGAGUUUUGUUUAAUGCUUUUACUUGUCUUAAAGUAGUCAGUGGCUAACAAGUGGCGAAAUGGGACUGCGAAGGGUUUUAAUUGAAGGCUGCAAGAGUUGUUGGAAGCUUAGUGAUGAUGACGUCCAAGUCAUGUGGCUGUGGUGUUUAGCCUAACUUUAGUGUUUUACUCAUGCCGAUUGUAUUUAGACUUGUUCAUUUAUGAAGAUUGGCAUGUAAGUUAAGUGGAAUCAUACAUUUUUGUUGGUCAGAGCUAAAAUUGCCAAUUGAAAAAUCCUGCUGUUUUUUUUUUGUUGUUGUUGUCGUCAAGGCAACCAGGGUGAUGCCAAAUUGUGGGUUGACCUCACCUCACGCACUAUGAAGAGGUGUAGUAUGGGAACUGGGAUGCAGCCAUCAAGCCUGCGGUCAACCAAACCUCUCGUCUAGUAAUGUUUGUGGUAUAUCACUGGUUGACUACAGCAGGUCCACUCCAGCCAAUGGCAUCCAUUCAAAUGUGAACGAAUUAUUGUCACAUGAAUGUGUUUCUUUUCUCCCCAGGGUUCAUUGGUGUCCUGUGGACAGCUGUAAACAACUUCAUAUUGCCAAGCUUUGAUUUUAAAGCCACUUUGUGAUGUAUGUUCCCAUGUUGUAUGUUGUCCUUGUCUUGUGUUCUGAUGCUGAACCAGCUGCUGGACGGGUGAGAGAUGCACAUUGAUUUGAGAAAGUAUUUAACGUGGCUUUAUUAGUGUAGUGGAAUAGGACAGACUUUUUUCUUGACCAGCAGUGGGUUCGUUAAGACUAAACUGUGAAAAAUCCAGGUUAUGCUUGAACUUUCAAAAAGAAACUGAGCAGCAAUCUGAACAUUUGGCAAUAUAAUAAACGUUCAACCUCAUGAUACAGUUCAAAUUACCUCUGAGGUGCCAGAUGUCCUCGUACAGACUCUCACACGCACGAGUGGGAAACGCUGCGGUCCUAGAUUGGCCUCGAGUGAUAUUGAGUUCUGGUGCUCAUGUUUUAUUUCCUGAUCCUGUUCCCCAUCAAGAUUACUUCCAAAAGGCCAAAAUCUAGAAUUAGAAAUGUGUUUACUGGAAUUGAUCUACUUCUAAGCAGCAAUUUCUCAAUCUAAAGUUGGUUCUGAUUUGCAUAUUAUUUACAUAUCAGGUGUGGUUUUUCUCGAGAGUCGUAGUUUCUCCUGUGAAGGGAAUCUCCAAUGGAACCAACUGGUUUUAAGUCCCGAAUUGCCAAGAACAAUGUAUGAACUGAUGAGAAGACUAGAGACAGAGAGUCCAGAACAUGUGACCGAUGAGAAACGGUCUCAGAUGGACUGGUCUAAUCUGGUCACUAUGAACCAGUUUCAUGUGUUCAAGGCAACUGUAUCUUAUGUCGAUUUUGUCCUUCGAGCCUGUGCGAUGCUGGACACGUGUCUUUCGGAGCCUAUGCAUUGCCCUGUUGGCUUUAUUGACAGACCUCGUAUCCUAUUGUGAGCUACAAGGGCAAUUUGGAAAUGUUAUUAGACUAAAAUUGGCAUCUGCAGCUCAUAGUGAUCAGCUUGUACUGUUUAUGCUAGAGGAUCAGUUAGCCCUCAAGAACGGUCUAUUUUUCAUUAUGAUUAUGUUCCUAAAACAGGGACUACAGAAUUGAUGUCUGUAUUCAUCCUCAUAGUCAUUAAACUGAUAUGCAGUAUUUAAUGUGCAAUACAGUGUUUUCAAGUAAAGUUAGGAUCACUGAAUCUGCACGUGAACCGUCUGUGAGAAUGUAUUUUAGCUGAAAGACGAUCCUUUAUUUGGCCGUUUUUGUGAAGCACGGGUGAUUUAGACGUGUAAUGACUUUAGAUGUCAAGCAUUGGGACGCCACCGCACUUCUGCACACUGCUCACUUUCAGGCCCUAAACAGUAUUUUUCAGCAUUUUGCAGGUUCUGCGAACAGUAUUAUUUCUAAUGUAGCCGGUGUGCACGGACAGGAUGGUUGCUUUCCUAUUGGUCCAGGUGAAUUGGAUAUGAAUAUUCAUAUAUGAUGUUUUUUUAGCGCAUGUCAAUGUUAGGAGCAAAACACUGAAGUAGAAAAACACUGGUUAUUUUUCCCCCCAAAACAUGGAAAGAAGGAAAAAAUGAAUAUGUAUUUUAAUUACAAUGUUGAGUUUUAAAUGCUUUUUUAUCAUAAUUUAAAAUGUUCUUUACAAAAUGUAUAUACAUGUGUUACUGCAAUGUAUGUAUAUGUUGUGUACAGUGCACAUCCUACGUGCGCUGGUUGCACUGUGGGAUCCCUGAGAAAUGUUCAGAAAAAAAUAUUACAAAAUUUGUGUUGUCAAGAAAUAGGCGGAAUGAAUAAAAAAGUAUUUGAAGAUGA
This is a messenger RNA of Pimephales promelas (fathead minnow), 7196 nucleotides long. NCBI's taxonomy places the organism in Eukaryota, Metazoa, Chordata, Actinopteri, Cypriniformes, Leuciscidae. The record is from RefSeq and is a predicted model, not a curated record.